This is a messenger RNA of Penicillium roqueforti, 1401 nucleotides long. RefSeq names its product Zn(II)2Cys6 transcription factor domain-containing protein. Bases 1 to 1401 code for a protein of 466 amino acids. Gene Ontology annotation, biological process: regulation of DNA-templated transcription. The transcript is spliced from 3 exons. The record is from RefSeq and is a predicted model, not a curated record. NCBI's taxonomy places the organism in Eukaryota, Fungi, Ascomycota, Eurotiomycetes, Eurotiales, Aspergillaceae. Gene Ontology annotation, molecular function: zinc ion binding; DNA-binding transcription factor activity, RNA polymerase II-specific.
AUGCCGGGCGUCCCAACAGGUCGGGCCUGUGACGCGUGUCGCAAGCAGAAGAAAAAGUGUGACGAGAAACAACCUGAGUGUGGACGAUGUCUUCGUCUGAAAGUGAGCUGUGUGGGGUCCGGUCAGCAACGAUUCAAGUUCAAAGAGCAACAAUUUUCCCCCAAAUCAAAUCGAAGCGGUCAAAUGACUCUCACAUCAAGAUCAAAAUCAACAGAAAAAGUAAUUUUUUCUUUUGAAAUACCCCGGGCAUGUCCUGGCAAUAGUAUGAUGUCGUUGACCAAUUCGUUCGUCGGCGCCAUAAAACGAUCCACUGACCUCCGGUACAAUCUGUGGUGGGCUUUCGGCACUUUCCUGGAAGAUAUACCCCGACGACUCGGCAGCAACGAAGCACUCGACCACGCAGUUGACGCUGUAACCACUGCCCACGCAGGCUUCUGCACCGGUCAAUCGGUUUCGGCUGAGACACUAGCCAAGUAUUCAUAUGCGCUCAAGACCCUGAGAGUCUAUCUAGACCACCCAGUCCAGGCGAGUGCUUCCAGCACACUAUGUGCUGUCAUGAUACUUUUGGUCUGCCAAACAUUCAUCGGAAAUAACGGGCAAAUGAUAUCAGGACAUGCGCAAGGGGCCGCCAGCAUUCUGCACGCGCGAAAGAACUUUGGGCCACGCGAUGACUUUGAGCGUAAAUUGUUCCUCUCUUUACGUGGAAGCGUGUUAUUCGAGGGCUUAUACAAUGAUGCUGUCGACCUGAGCUCCGAGGAGUGGGAUUCCUUAGUCAAAAAUGACUUUGAUCAAGAUCAACCCGAAGGCCAGAUUUUGCGAUGUCUAGCGCGAGCCCCAGUUCUAAUGAGACGCGGCAAACAAGCUAUACGCGAUGGCGAAGAUUUGAUGCUAUUGACGAUGGAAGUCCGACCAAUAUACGAAAAAUGCAAAUUGAUCCUGGGCGAAUUGCAAGUACGAACAGUCGAAUUUGAAAAGUCCGGGCUCACUAUGACAGAAACCUUCAUGGGCCGUAUCUUGAGAGCACAUUAUCUCCGCACCCAUGGAAUUGGUCUCGCAAUCACGACAUUUUUCAAUUGCAUUCUCCAGGCAUUGGAUCCCAGUGACUAUACAUGCAUGGUAGAAUCGAAAUCUCUUGUUAAGGAAACUCUCGAACAUGCUCAGAAGUCCAAUGUUUACAGACCUGUUGGAGCAGGAUACGUGAUAAUGUGUCUCUCGGCAGCUUGGGCCGUUACUGCAGAUCCCGAACUGCGGUCAAUGGUGGAAGCCGCCUUGAUUGACUAUCAUGGUGACUUUGUGACCCGCGAUGUUGUGAAUAUACCCAAAGAGCUGGAACAGGCGAGUGUGAAUUUACGGCUAGGAUUGACUGCUCAGGCGAAUGCAAUUUUUGUCCCCUCAGGAUAG